ACCACCCACAACUGCUUCAGCCUAUAAAUACUGUAAGAGUGAGACCUUCAGUUAGAUAACGCUCACUGUACGACAGGAAGCAAACUGAAUCUUGGAAACAAAAUAAUGAGAGUCCAACUCGCAACCUUUAUUGUCGCAACAGUCUUUUAUGACUGCAAAUUCCUUGCCCUCAGAACAAGAAAGGGCGCCUGACUACCCAAAUUUUUUACAGGAAUGGGUGAGUGAAGAAAAUGAAGAUUACCAUAACACCUUUGCUGGCGAGCAGGUGGAUAAUAAUUACGGCGACGGUCUCCAAACUCAGUACAUCCUUCCUGUUGAAUCUCUGGAGGUCGGCCAGAGUAUCACAGUAGUCUUCAGGAACCCUGACUCCGGU
Molecule: messenger RNA, 373 nt
Organism: Geodia barretti
Lineage: Eukaryota; Metazoa; Porifera; Demospongiae; Tetractinellida; Geodiidae
Source: the annotation of a GenBank genome assembly